CGCGACCAAACAUGUCCAAGCCAACAGCCAACUGGGAAAAGGUCGGCGACAAGUUCUACAGGAAGAUCCAGCUCUACCAGGCCGUCUUCGACCAGGAUCUCGAGCUUGAAAACUACCAUGUGGUGGGGGCGCCGUACAGCGGUGCUGUAGCCAUCUAUCGCGAUGAAGACAAGCUGCAGACGUAUCGUGGGCCUGGGGCGUCCAAGUCGAGCAUCGACAUCUACAGCUGCGCGGGCAAGCUGAUCCGAAGCAUCAACUGGGACAAGGGAUCGAUCAAAGGCCUGGGCUGGUCAGAGGACGAGAAGCUGCUCGUCGUCACAGCAGACGGCACCGUGCGCUGCUAUUACGGCCUGCAGGGCGACUUCGUGCCCUUUACGCUUGGCCACGAUGCCGAAGAUGUCGGCGUGGUGUCGUGCAAAUUCUAUAGCACCGGCUUUGUCGCGCUGCUCGGAAACAACCACCUCAUCUCUGUCACGUCGUAUACGGAACCGCGCCCGAAACUCCUUGCCAUCCCGCCGACCGACCCUGUCAUAUCAUGGAGCAUCGUGCCGCCUGCAUAUUCGCUGUCACGCUCAGUCGAGGUCAUUCUUGCCAUCGGCACGACGCUCUAUGUCGUCGAUGCGACGGAAGCAGAAGACCGGAAUUUCGAUGCGGGGCCCUUCAUGCACAUCAGCGUCAGUCCGCGCGCAGAGUUCCUAGCAUUCUAUACGCAAGACGGGAAGGUCUGGGUUGUCAGCGGUGACUGGAGCGAAAAGCUCAGCGAGUACGACAGCAAGAUCAAGACAGUACCCAAGGACAUGGAGUGGUGCGGUUCAAACGCCGUCGCACUGGCGUGGGAGGACGAGGUACAUUUGAUUGGCCCCAGGAGCGCUGCCACAAAGUUCUACUACGACACUUGGGUCCAUUUGCUGCCAGACGUCGACGGCAUCCGCCUCCUCACGAAUGACGUAUGCGAGUUCAUCCAGAAAGUGCCGGACGAAGCGGUCGAUGUCUUCAGGCUAGGGUCUGACUCGCCUGCUGCAAACCUUCUCGAGGCCUCUUCUCUUCUGGAGCAGAAGAGCCCGAAAGCGGAUGACCUGAUCCAGCUGAUACGGCCAAGCCUGGGCGAGGCCGUGGAUACCUGUAUCAAGGCUGCUGCGCACGAGUACAACAUUCAUUGGCAAAAGUCGCUGUUGAAAGCCGCCUCGUACGGAAAGUCGGUGUUGGACCUGUACUCGUCCGACGACUUUGUUGACACAUGCGACACAUUGCGAGUGCUGAACGCUGUGCGCUUCUACGAAGUUGGACUGCCACUCAGCUAUGAUCAAUACCGUCGCAUGACACCCGAGAAACUCGUUGAACGUCUGACGAACCGCAGCGAAUACCUUCUGGCGCUGCGGAUAGCCGAGUACCUGCAUCUACCGGCGAAUCAUAUCUAUGGCCAUUGGGCGCAGCAAAAAGUUCGUGUGUCUACCGACCCGGAGGAAGAGAUAUGCGGCUUGAUUGUCAAGAAGCUUCACGGCAAACCAGGCGUCUCUUUCGAAGAGAUUGCCCGCGCGGCGUAUGACGAGGGCCGUGUUCGUCUCGCGACUGAACUGCUCGAUUACGAACCUAGAGCUGGCAAGCAAGUGCCGCUGCUCCUCAACAUGAAAGAAGACAAUAUUGCGCUUGACAAGGCUAUCGAGUCAGGCGACACUGAUCUCGUCUAUCACGUCCUCCUUCAGUUGCGCAAGAAGCUGCCACUCGCUUCGUUCUUCCGGGUCAUCAACAGCCGGCCAGUCGCGACCGCUCUUGUGGAAUCGUCGGCUUGGGAUCAAGAUCGCGAUUUACUGAAGGACCUGUACUAUCAAGACGACCGGCGACUGGAUGGAUCCAACCUCCUAUUGUCUGAAGCCCUUUCGCAAGACAACCAGCCUGCCGUGCAGGAUAAAUUGAAGCUAGCAUCCAAGUACCUUCAAGACUCUCGCGACAAUGCGGCCACCUUCCAACGCCAGGCCAUAGACGAUGCAGCCAAACUGCUUCGCCUUCAAACACAAUUUGAAACAGACCUUAAUGGGCCGAGAGACGCCUCCGCUGUUGGCGCAUUGCCAGGCCAGACGUACGUUGGUCUCUCGGCAAACGAGACAAUGUUCCAGCUCAUCCGCCACGGACAUACCAAGCGCGCUCAAAAAGUACAGUCAGAAUUCAAGAUCAACGACAAGACAUUUACAUAUGUCCGUCUCCGCGCCCUGGUGGCAGCACGCCAUUGGGUUGAGCUUGAGGAGUUUGCAAAGCAGAAGAAGAGUCCCAUUGGCUGGGAGCCGUUCUUCAACGAGAUUCUCGGCGCCGGCAACACCAGAGUUGCAUCUGUAUUUAUUCCAAAGUGCACGACGCUGUCAGUACCAGAGCGCGUGGAAAUGUGGACCAAGUGCGGGCUGCUGGUCAAGGCAGGCGAAGAGGCCUUCAAAGCAAAGGACAGGGACUUACUCGACGAGAUCCGCGCCAAGGCCGGUGGAAGCGCCGCAGUGGAGAUUGAGCGACUCCUCGGCAUGUUGCCCCAAAGCAAGAAAUAG
Exserohilum turcica Et28A is the source of this 2531-nucleotide messenger RNA. RefSeq lists its product as uncharacterized. Gene Ontology annotation, molecular function: actin binding. Bases 12 to 2531 code for a protein of 839 amino acids. The record is from RefSeq and is a predicted model, not a curated record. Gene Ontology annotation, biological process: endosomal transport; intracellular protein transport; vacuole fusion, non-autophagic. Lineage: Eukaryota; Fungi; Ascomycota; Dothideomycetes; Pleosporales; Pleosporaceae. Gene Ontology annotation, cellular component: lysosomal membrane; HOPS complex; cytoplasm. The transcript is spliced from 3 exons.